CUUCCUAGUAGCGAGGGCGCAAUGGCGCUUCCCUGGUCGCAGCGCCUCGAGCUCUUGCUUUUCACAGCGGCCUUCCUGUGCGGGGCCGUGGCGGCCGCGACGCUGACCCGGACCCAGGGCUCCUUCCAUGGCCACUGUCCCCUGUAUGGUGUGGCCGCCCUGAAUGGCUCCUCCCUGGCCUUAUCCCAACCCUCGGCCCCAUCCCUCUGCUACUUUGUGGCCGGGGUCUCUGGCCUCCUGGCCCUCUACUGCCUCCUGCUUCUGCUCUUCUGGGUCUACAGCAGCUGCAUCGAGGACUCCCACAGAGGCCCUACAGGGCUCCGCAUCGCACUGGCCAUCUCCGCUAUAGCCACCUUCUUGAUCUUAGUGUCUGCCUGCAUCCUUCGAUUUGGCACCCGUUCUCUCUGCACAUCCAUCGUCUCCCUGAACAUUACAAUUAGCUGCUCCAAAGCCCAGAAAGUUCUGUGGACACCCCCUGGAACCGCUCUGAAGUUUUACUCCAACCUACACGAUGCUGAAACCUCUUCCUGGGUGAAUCUGGGAUUGUGGUGUGCAGUCUUGAUGCUUCAGGUGGUGCAGUGGAAGUCCGAAGCCAUGCCGCAUCGGCCUCUGGAGCGGGGGGACCCCGAAUGGAGCUCUGAGACAGAUACUCUCUUUGGGCCACGCCUUUCCCAUUCCUGAAGAGUAACCCCAAAAUCCUUCCUGCAAAGACUCCAUGCCCACGUGCCUACAAUCCUCUUGUCCCCACAUGGCCCCGUUUAUACUGGAGCCCGUUUUUCCCUCCAGGAGGGAAACAUGACGAUGGGCUCCCUCCACCCCUCUUCCUACAGCUGUUUUUGUACCAAAAUAUUAUAUUACUCUUUUCCUUCA
Hyaena hyaena (striped hyena) is the source of this 870-nucleotide messenger RNA. It is a transcript of the gene TMEM179B, whose product is annotated as transmembrane protein 179B. The transcript is spliced from 5 exons. NCBI's taxonomy places the organism in Eukaryota, Metazoa, Chordata, Mammalia, Carnivora, Hyaenidae. Bases 22 to 681 code for a protein of 219 amino acids. The record is from RefSeq and is a predicted model, not a curated record.